UUCUCUCAUUCUGAAGGAUUUAUUUUCUAAUUUUGAAGAUGAUCUCCAGAAUUUGGAUUAGCCCAAUCAUUUUUCAUGCAGUUUGCUAGGGUGUUGUGCUGUUACUGGUCGAGCAAUGUGUUGUUUUGCUCCCCAUGGAGAACUAUGAAUCUCUGAUCUUCUGCUAAAAUACAGGUUUCCCUUAGCCCAUGUAGAAGAUGUCAACCAUGGUGUAUCCACGUGAAGAGAAGCUUGAGAAGCUUUCACAGGAGGAGAUAAUCUCCAACACGAAACUGGUGAUCCAGGGUCUGGAGGCCCUGAAAAACGAGCACAACUCCAUCCUCCACAGCCUGUUGGAGACCAUCAAGUGCCUGAAGAAGGAUGAAGAGGCCAACUUGGUCCAUGAGAAGUCCAACUUGCUUCGCAAGUCAGUGGAGAUGAUUGAACUGGGUCUGGGAGAAGCACAGGUGAUGAUGGCCCUGUCCAACCACCUAAAUGCAGUGGAAUCAGAGAAGCAGAAGUUGCGUGCACAGGUCAGGAGGCUUUGUCAGGAAAACCAGUGGCUUCGAGAUGAGCUUGCUAACACCCAGCAGAAGCUGCAGAAGAGUGAACAAAAUGUUGCCCAGCUGGAGGAGGAGAAGAAGCACCUGGAGUUUAUGAACCAGCUCAAAAAAUAUGAUGAGGAUGUGUCACCCACUGAGGAGAAAGACCGAGAAACACCCAAGGAUUCUCUGGAUGACCUCUUCCCCAAUGAUGAUGAGGAGAACAGCCAAGGAAUACAGCAUCAGCAUAACAGUGCAGCUGUGGCAGCAGCCCAACAGGGAGGUUAUGAAAUCCCUGCUCGUUUGAGAACCCUGCACAACCUGGUGAUCCAGUACGCGUCCCAGGGCAGGUAUGAGGUAGCCGUGCCCCUGUGCAAGCAGGCACUGGAAGAUCUGGAGAAGACCUCCGGACACGACCACCCUGAUGUGGCAACCAUGCUCAACAUCCUGGCCUUGGUCUACAGGGAUCAGAACAAAUACAAAGAGGCUGCCCAUCUGCUGAAUGACGCUCUGUCUAUUCGAGAGAAAACCCUGGGAAAAGACCACCCUGCGGUUGCUGCAACAUUGAACAACUUGGCUGUGCUUUAUGGAAAGAGGGGGAAGUAUAAGGAGGCUGAGCCUCUGUGUAAGAGGGCUCUGGAGAUCAGAGAAAAGGUCCUAGGGAAGGACCACCCAGAUGUAGCCAAACAGCUGAACAAUCUGGCUCUGCUGUGUCAGAAUCAGGGCAAGUAUGAAGAGGUGGAGUACUACUACUGCCGUGCCCUGGAAAUCUACGAGUGCAGACUGGGUCCUGAUGAUCCGAAUGUCGCCAAAACCAAGAACAACCUGGCAUCCUGCUUUCUCAAACAGGGGAAGUACAAGGAGGCUGAGAUUCUGUACAAAGAGAUUCUGACCCGUGCCCAUGAGAAAGAGUUCGGAUCUGUUGAUGCUGAAAACAAGCCCAUUUGGAUGCAUGCAGAGGAAAGAGAGGAAAUGAGCAAGGGCAAACACAGAGACAAUACCCCAUACGGCGAGUACGGAGGCUGGUACAAGGCCUGCAAAGUCAACAGCCCCACUGUUAACACCACCCUGAGAAACCUGGGAGCUCUGUACCGCCGACAGGGCAAGCUGGAGGCUGCCGACACCCUGGAAGAAUGUGCCGUGAGGUCACGCAAGCAGAGCAACACAGGCAUUGACCCAAUCCACCAGACACGUGUGGUGGAGAUCCUGAAGGAUACAGAGGGUGACAGGCGGAGGAGCAGGGACAGCCUGACCAGCGUUAAGUACGAGAGCGGCUCUGAGACUGGCGAGGAAGUGAGUAUGGGCGUGGAGUGGAAUGGGGAUGGCAGUGGGGCCCUCCAACGCAGCGGCUCUUUGGGGAAGCUCAGGGACGUUUUACGCCGCAGCAGUGAGUUGCUGGUUAAGAAACUCCAGGGCAACGGCCCGCCUGAACCUCGUAACACCAACAUGAAACGAGCUGCUUCUUUAAAUUACCUGAAUAAGACCAGUGAUGACCCCUUCCAGACACGUGGAAUUGGUUCUCUGAGGCAGAGCCGGGGCCUGAGUUCCAGCACUGUGGAUCUGUACACCUCAAAGUGAGCUGCAGGGGGCAGCAGAGUCCCUGUCAUUUUCGCUCAAACACCUUUUAUUGACACAAACACACACACACCCGUCUCCAGAACUCAAGCCCAGUAUUUGGUGGAGUAGUUUUGUUUUUGCCCUUGCUGGAUUUUUUCUGAUCACUCGGUGUCUCUGAAGCUAAAUUCAAUAAUAUCAAAGCCUGAUUGUGAAAAACCCGUCACUCCUCACUCUCCGCUGAUGCCUCUGUGAUGUCAUACAGCUGUUUCAUGUGCCAAUUUUUUUUUUUAAUGAGUGCGCAGGUUUUUGGGGUGUUUGGGAGCAUGUUAGGCUUGAUGUGACCUGCUUAGAAACAGGAUGUGAUUACACUGUUUUAAAAAUAAUGAAAACAAAUGGUCCUCUGGUAAUUGUGCCUGUUGAGAUUUGUUUGUUUGUUUUUUUUGGUGUCAGCUGAUGUUUUUGUAAAUGGGGUGAAAUAUUUCUCCCACUCAUAAUUUGUGUCACAUGACUUGUUGCUGAUGAUGUUUGGACAGAGUUGGACUUCAGUCUGCAGCUUUAAGAUCUACAGUUAGGUCCAUAAGUAUUUGGACACCGAUUGUGCUGAUGAAAAUAAUGCUGGCUGUCAGCAGAUAAUUCGAGGUUAAUUGAUAAUUACGGUACUUCUAGUGCAGUCCACCACUUCAUGGGACCAAAUGUUACUGUAAACCUGCCUGCUGAGAUGUUUCAUGCGUUAUUUUUGCCAUGUGACAGAUUAAAGUCCUUGAUUUGAUUUGUCCCAGAUCUGCUGGAGUUCAGGUGAAUGCUGUGGCUCUGUGUGGUCAGUCUCUACAGCAGGUUGAUGUCAAACUGUGUGCGCACAAACCACCACAUAAACUCUGAAGGACUUUAGUGGCUGUGAUUGGACAGGCCAGUCACGGCUUCUACGUAGGUCUGGAACUCAGACAUUCCUGAAUGUUCAGGUCUGGAAGCAUACGGUGUUGCUGCACGGCACCAUCACCUCCUUCAGGAAAGGUUCUGGGUCUGUUUUGGGAUCUGCUUGGGCAGAGCAGUGGCCCAUCUGAUCAUCAUGAAAGCAGACUGAGCUGUGACUCAUGGCCACCCCCUUGACCUCAGUCAGAGCCUGCAGUCCUCAAAACUGUGGAAGGACAAAACUUGUCAGGGCACAUUGAUGUCAUAUUUGUAACAGAUGUAACUGUCAGGGUUUUUUUGUGCUUAGAGAGACAUGGGGCUGCUAUUAAUCUUGAAAUCAUUCAGAACAUCUGUGUUCGGUUUCAAAGAAAAAUAAAGAAAUGUUGAACUUUGUGACUUGUA
This is a messenger RNA of Thalassophryne amazonica, 3389 nucleotides long. It is a transcript of the gene klc1b, whose product is annotated as kinesin light chain 1b. The record is from RefSeq and is a predicted model, not a curated record. Gene Ontology annotation, biological process: microtubule-based movement. Gene Ontology annotation, molecular function: kinesin binding. Gene Ontology annotation, cellular component: kinesin complex; cytoplasm; membrane-bounded organelle. Lineage: Eukaryota; Metazoa; Chordata; Actinopteri; Batrachoidiformes; Batrachoididae. The transcript has 17 exons. Bases 198 to 2099 code for a protein of 633 amino acids.